Messenger RNA from Schistosoma turkestanicum, 1572 nucleotides. The record is from the annotation of a GenBank genome assembly. NCBI's taxonomy places the organism in Eukaryota, Metazoa, Platyhelminthes, Trematoda, Strigeidida, Schistosomatidae.
AUGGUUGGACAACGCUUUUCCAAUCAUAACGCAGGUAACAAGGUUGAGUUAUUUAUAGUGGGAAGCAAAUAUAGUUUGAACUGGUUCAUUCGCUAUAUCCUUCAUACUAAACUAGAAAGUAUGAUGGUAAAGGAUAAGAAUCGUCCUAAACCACCAAUGACACCAUAUGCAUGUUUUGUGCAAGUAAUACGCGAAGAGCACCGGAAAAAACAUCCAACAGAAAAUGUUAUUUUCAGUGAAUUUUCGAAGAAAUGUGCGGAAAAGUGGAAGCUCAUGAAUAUAGAACAACGAAAGUGUUUUGAAGAAAUGGCGAAACUGGAUAUGGACAGAUUCAAUCGGGAAAUGGCUCAUUAUAUACCACCAGUCGGGAUGAGGCGUGGUCGUAGACGGCGACGUAUCAAAGAUCCAAGUAUGCCUAAACGUUCAUGGUCUGCAUUUUUCUUCUUUUGCGAUGCGUUUCGACCGAAGAUUCGCAGUGAGCAUCCCGAUUGGAAGGUUAGUGAUAUCGCUAAGGAGUUAGGCAGACGAUGGGAAGAGUGUUCAGAUAAAGAGAAAUAUGAAAGACGAGCUCAGAGUGAUAAAUUACGUUAUGAACAACGCUUUCUCUCGGAGAUGUCAGCUGAAGGAUGUGAAAAAUCUUCAAGACCCUCUGGCGACACUGCUGCUAUCACUCACGGUCAUCAUGAUCAGGAGAAAAGAGUUCGUAGGGAAAUUGCGAAUAGCAAUGAGCGACGGAGAAUGCAAAGUAUCAACGCGGGAUUUGAUUCUCUCCGCAUCUUGCUGCCAUCCAUAUCAGAUGGAGAAAAAAUGAGCAAGGCGACAAUAUUGCAGUUGACGGCCAAAUACAUUAAUACGUUACUCAUGCGUGUUAGUUUGCUAGAAAGCGAAGUGGCUGUAUAUCGACAAUCAGUUGGUUUGCAACUAACUCCAGUUUUAUCAGAGAUAUCGGGCUCAGCGGUGACGUCUAGGAAACGCAAAUCUGAUGACCUAAAGGACCGACCGGAAUGCGUCCGAAAUCGACGUCGACGUGUUGAGACUGAUUGCGUAUACGACACGUCUCGCUCAAAUUACGUUCAUUUUUCUCCUGAGAGCACUGACACCCACCAGUCAUCUCCCCUUACAUCUUUUAAUAGUAGCACAUCAAUUUGUUCAGCUUCCCCGCAACCUGAGAGCACAAGCAAUACUGCUGCACGACUUGAACAUUUGGUAAUGGCCAUCGAGCAGAUUGAAGGGGGCGGUGCUCUUAACGUUUCUCCACAACCGGAAAGUCAUGAUGAGAGCUUCUCCACCGGAGGCCACUCACCUCCGGAAACUUACUGGCAUAGUCCACAAGAAAAUUAUCAUGGCUAUGCAUAUGUUGAUGCCCAGGCAUCGAAUCAAAAGUCUAAUAAUUUGUUUGGUGACUCCCUCCUUCUAACUCCUGUAUCGGAAAUUAAUCCCUCCUUAACCACAAAUGACAACGUGCAAACUAACAAUAAUGAGGAUUAUCCUAUUGUAGCAAAACUCCUUAACCGACCUAUACCCCACAAAUACCUCCACAGGCCUCAAGUCGUGGUUAAUAGUUCUCACUGA